GUCAGUGCGCGCGUGCGUGCGCGUGUGUGUGUGUGGCACCUCACGUGCGCUCGGACCCAGGACUCGGCUGAAAUCCAACCUAAGGGGCCGUAAUGCGGUGCGGCGCCCAAGAGAGCUUCGCCUGCUCGCCAUCUGCACCAUCUCCUAGAAGAGGCACGAGCGCAGCGCCAUGAAGGACCUGGACAUCAUUGAGUUCGGUGCCAUCGUGGAGCGCGGCGAGCUGGACGUGACCCGCGUGGUGGAGAAGAAGCCGCGCGCGGAGCUCCCAGCAGCGCAGCCCGCGGACAGCGACAGGGACGGGGACAGGGAGAAGGUGGAGCGCGAGGACAGGGAGGAGGAGGACGAGCAGGAUGAGGAUCAUGAAGAGGAAGAGGGGGGCGACGACGGCAAUGAGAACAUGAGGAAGAAGACGAGGAAGAAGAGGAAGAUGAUGAAGGUGUCCCUCACCAAGGACUACCCCAAGAAGAACGCCGAGAUGCUGAGCGGCCAGUACGGCACGAACUUGCUGCUCGUCGGGGUCGCGCUCAUGCUCGCCGCCGCGCACGACGACGCGCUCGUGCGCGAGGAGCAUCUGCUCUCCUUCAUCACGGCGCUCAUGCUGCUGCAGCUCUUCUGGAUGCUGUGGUACGUGGUGAGGAGGGGCCGCAUGAGGCACGCGCGCCCGCAGCGGGACAAGGACGCGGGGACCAGCUGGAUCCGAGGAGGACUAACCCUUCUAGCCCUGCUCUCUCUGAUCAUGGACGCGUUCCGCAUCGGCUUCUACGUGGGAGACGAGAGCUGCCUUUCCAUUGCCCUCGCCGUAUAUCCUGUGAUUCACGCUGUUCACACCAUCUCCCAGGUGCAUUUCCUUUGGUUUUACAUCAAGGAUGUGAUCAAGACCUUUGAGACUUUUGAAAGGUUCGGGGUCAUCCAUGCUGUGUUCACCAACCUGCUGCUGUGGUGCAACGGCAUUAUGACGGAGGCCCAUCACUUCAUGAACAACCAGAGGCGGAGACUCACAGAGCUGGGAUACCUCAACGUCACCACAAGUAGCCAUGAGCCUCACUGCAACUGCACCAGCAGUAUCUGCACCAUAUUCUUGAACAGCCUGUACUACCUCUACCCGUUCAACAUCGAGUACCACAUUCUGGUCUCUGCCAUGCUCUUUGUCAUGUGGAAGAACAUCGGCCGCACCAUCAAUUAUCACGGGAGCCGGAAGGCCGCUUCCAACUGGCUCACGAGCGCCAUAGUGGGUCCCAUUCUGGGGCUCAUCGCCGUGGCCGCCACCAUCGCCGUCCUGGUCGUCUACAUCAUCCUCGUGGAGGACUCCCGGGAUACCCACGAGUCGGCCAUAUACAUCUUUUACUGCUACGGCAUCGUGAUGCUGGCGUUCAUGUGCGUGGCGGGUGGGGCGGGGCUGCUGCUGUACCGCGUCGACCGCCGGCCUUUUGACUCCACGAAGCACCCGUCGCGGCGGCUGGACACGGAGCUGCUCUUCAGCUCCUCGGUGGGGGCUUGGCUCAUGUCCUGGUGCAGCGUGGUGGCGGUAGCAGCUGCCCACAGCUCCCCCAGCUACCGCUGGACCAACAUCCUGUACUCGCUGCUGCUGGUGCUGGAGAAGUAUGUGCAGAACAUCUUCAUCAUUGAGUCGCUGUACCGCGAGCCAGACCCUGCCGACGGCGUGGAAGCGCCCCCCCCGGCUACCCCUGAGGUUUUCUCCGUGGCGAUCGACGCCCCGCCCUACAGCGGCAUCGUCAACCGGGCCUACGAGAACCAGGAGUCUGGGUGUCCCUCUCCAGAGGGUGGGCAGGAGGAGAACGGCCAGGGGUUCAGCUGUGCUAAGAGACAAGCCGAGGCGUCGCAGCCCCCGGCGCAGGCCCCACCUCCGGCCAAAGCAUCCCCUCACGCUCGCUCGCUCAAGUGGAGGCGCCAGGUUCUGAAGAACAUCUCCAUUUUCCUGCUCCUGUGCAACAUGUCUCUCUGGAUCCUGCCGGCGUUCGGCUGCCGACCCCAGUAUGACAAUGAGCUGGAGCAGGAGACGUUCGGCUUCACCACGUGGAACACCGUGCUGAACUUCGCUAUGCCGCUGAACCUCUUCUACCGCAUGCAUUCCUCGGCUCUGCUCUUCGAAGUCUUCCGCAGGGUGUGAGGACAAGGGCCGCGGGAGCGCAGCGGCGACACGCAACCUUGCACGUGUACUGGGAGAACAUCUGGAGGAAAGGCCGAGGUGCAAUCAGGGCACCGAAUCUGGUGCUGGGUGACAACGG
Scleropages formosus (Asian bonytongue) is the source of this 2246-nucleotide messenger RNA. RefSeq names its product otopetrin 1 (gene otop1). Gene Ontology annotation, biological process: inner ear morphogenesis; proton transmembrane transport. The transcript is spliced from 8 exons. The record is from RefSeq and is a predicted model, not a curated record. Gene Ontology annotation, molecular function: proton channel activity. Lineage: Eukaryota; Metazoa; Chordata; Actinopteri; Osteoglossiformes; Osteoglossidae. Gene Ontology annotation, cellular component: membrane. The coding region runs from base 170 to 2128 and encodes 652 amino acids.